This is a messenger RNA of Chionomys nivalis (European snow vole), 2633 nucleotides long. It is a transcript of the gene Tpd52l2, whose product is annotated as TPD52 like 2. The record is from RefSeq and is a predicted model, not a curated record. NCBI's taxonomy places the organism in Eukaryota, Metazoa, Chordata, Mammalia, Rodentia, Cricetidae. The transcript is spliced from 9 exons. Gene Ontology annotation, cellular component: cytoplasm. The coding region runs from base 132 to 752 and encodes 206 amino acids.
UACUGCUGCGGCCCGACAGUUCCACGGGCUCGCGUGUACGCGGCUGCCAGGUUCCAGUACUCAGACCUUGGCUCCUGCAGGGCUUACGACCCUCGCUCCGACGCCAGCUACGGCCCAGCUGUCACCCGAAUAUGGACUCCGCCAGCCAAGGUGUGGCUCCCCGGACCCCAGCUGUAGAGGGCCUGACAGAGGUGGAGGAAGAAGGGCUCCGGGCUGAGCUUGCUAAGGUGGAAGAAGAAAUUGUCACUCUGCGCCAGGUCCUGGCAGCCAAAGAGAGGCACUGUGGAGAGCUGAAAAGGAGGCUGGGCCUUUCUCCUUUAGGGGAGCUGAAGCAGAACCUGUCUAGGAGCUGGCAUGAUGUGCAGGUCUCUACUGCCUAUGUGAAAACGUCUGAGAAACUUGGAGAGUGGAAUGAGAAAGUGACCCAGUCUGACCUCUACAAGAAGACCCAAGAAACCCUUUCACAGGCAGGACAGAAGACAUCUGCUGCCUUGUCUACCAUGGGCUCUGCCAUCAGUAGGAAGCUUGGAGACAUGAGGGCUCAUUCGUUCUCACACUCCUUUAGCAGCUACUCCAUCCGCCACUCGAUAAGUAUGCCGACCAUGAGGAACUCUGCAACCUUCAAGUCUUUUGAAGACCGAGUAGGGACCAUAAAGUCUAAGGUUGUGGGUAGCAGAGAGAAUGGCAGCGAUAACCUCCCUUCCUCACCUGGAAGUGGUGACCAGCCAUUACCGGAUCAUGCCCCUUUCUAAGCUCGUCCUAGCUUAUCAUCCACAGAAUACAGAAGCACACCCUCAUCAUCACAGCUGCAACUCUGCAUGACAGAGCAACCGGCCAGGGCCAGUGAAAAACUGGUUUUGAAGACAGUCAUACCCAUCUACGUGCAGAUGUGGCUGCUGCCUUGGCAUGAAUUAGAGAACAGUCUUGUGCAUAAAUGUUUUACACUAAAGUUCAUAGAUGAAGCAGAUCACUCCUUUCCUUUCCAGGGCCACAGGAAGUGGACAAGGGCCCACGUUCUUUUUGGCGGUCUCACUGGGAUGCUGAGGGAAGAGUUGUCAGGGGUAUUGCCUGCCCUCCUCCCCAUAGCUCAGAAGAUCAUACUGCAUCAUUUGAGAAAUGAGAGAGUUCUCUUAUUUUCUGAGGCCCCAGAAAGGAAACGUAAGCAAUCGCUUCAUUCUUAGAGAACAACCUGGCUGUGACAGAAGCAGAUCCACUAUUUUUUAAAAUGUGAUGGACUUUUCAAAAAUUAAAUAGAAAAAAGUGAGGCAAAACAACUUUAGCCUCAUUAUUGAAUAUUUCUUUGCAUUCAAGCCUUACAUUGCCUUAUGCUUUAUUUGUUUAUAGUCUUUUAUAUCCCUAUAAAUGAGGGGUCUUUAAUGGGUUAUGGGUACUAUGUAGAGUUUUAUCUCUGUCCCAUCUCAUACUCUGCCAGUACCAGUUAGUGCAUUUUAUUUCUCUAACACUUUCUCCUGGUAUGCAAAACUUGGUUCUUUUGAAGAAUGGUAUUUCCCAGUAGCUUUCCAGUCUGGCCCACCAAGGCUCUUGUGCUGUGGGUCAGGAGGGCAGAGAGAAAGAAAAAAGUCUCAGUCUCUGGCAUUUUAAUGACAUGUACCCUGCAUAGUGUUGCUCUGCUGACAGCGAGCAGGGCUCUGGUCCGUAGUACCUGCCUGCCUGCCCAUGACACAAAGAAUAAAUAAGAGGCAGAAUCAACCCUGCAGGUCACCUAGGGGAUGUGGUUUUCAUUCAGCCAGAACUCUGCUGUCAUCUUUUCUCAGGAGCUACAAAGAUUUCUUUCUAAGUUUUCUUCUCCUGCCUCCAAUUGCCACAUUCUACAUCCUCUCAACGCCAGGGCCCUAGCUGUUGGGAGGCAUGGUCUGGAGGGAGGGGCAGCACUGUGCCUUAGUGGCUCUUAGCAGGGCAAAGACUUUGUUGUGUGCAUAUCUCUGCACUCCUGGGGUGAGGUGGGGUCUUUCCAUUUUCGUGUCUGGUUUGAUGCGGUGUGAUGUAUCCUUUGAUUAUCAAGUACCUUGGUUUCUUCGGAUACCCUUAGAAUACUAUACCAUACAAAACAAGGAAAGGUGAGGAACUGGGGAGUUGAAGAAGAGAUAUCGUGAUGUCUUCUCUUUCAGGGUUAAAGCAGUUGUGUGAAGAGGUGGGCGACAGGAGUGCAGGUCAAUGAUGUAUCUUCCUUCAAGAAUAACAGGAAACUUGUUAAUAAAGCAUUCCUUUGGAGGAAAAUCCACAUCCAUUAGUUUGGUGUAUCUUUUAGGAUAAUGACAAAAGAGUUGAGGAGUAAAUGCACACGAUUCCUUGCUUUGAACGGGGGCAAACAGGAGACAGUCAUGUACAAAUUACAAGUCUUUGGUGUGCAUAUAAAGGGAGCGAAUUGUAUAGAAGCUGCAUCUCUGAAUGAGACCAGGGAUGCAUGCCAGGCAUGCAGUUAAGGUGCUUGCAGUUUUUUAUCAAGAUUGGUUCCACUGAAGGGGCCUUUUUGUUCACAGCAUUUUUUUUUUUUUUUGGUUUUCGAGACAGGGUUUCACUGUGGUUUUGGAGCCUAUCCUGGAACUAGCUCUGUAGACCAGGCUGGUCUCGAACUCACAGAGAUCCGCCUGCCUCUGCCUCCCAAGUGCUGG